AUGAUUCCAGAAUUUUAUAAUGGUCGUGAAAUAUUUAUUACCGGUGGAUCGGGUGUUGUGGGAAAAGCCCUUAUUGAAAAAUUGUUACGUUCGUGUAAUAUAAAGAAACUCUAUAUAUUGCUACGCCCUAAAAAGAAUCGCGGAAUCGAUGACCGUCUAGAGGAUUUGAGACAGGAAAUGAUUUUCCGCCGUCUACGAAAGGAGAAACCCAAUGAAUUUAUCGAAAAGGUGAUUGCCAUACCCGGUGAUGUCUUGCAGCCCAUGUUGGGUAUAUCUCCGGAAAAUAUAGCUCGAAUGUCAAAUGUUUCGUUAAUAUAUCAUAGUGCUGCAACCAUACGAUUUGAUGAACCCUUUAAGGAUGCUGUGAAUUUGAAUGUUGGUGGUACCUUGGAGGCAUUGCGAUUUGCCGAAACUUUAAAAAAUCUUGAAGUCUUCAUGCAUGUGUCGACCUAUUAUAGUAAUCCAUAUUUGGAAUUUGUAGAACCCAAACUAUAUCGGGCGCCAAUGAAUUGGAAAUUUUGUUUGGAUUUGGUGCGACGUAAGGAUUUGCCGUACGAAAUGCUUGAUGUCCUAACAAGGAAAUUAAUUAUGGGCUUUCCCAAUACCUAUUGUUUUACCAAAAAUUUGGGCGAGUCUUUGGUCAAUGAAUAUCGCCAUAAAUUACCGGUGGUCAUAUAUAGGCCAUCCAUCGUCAUCUUUUCUGUUGAAGAACCAGAACCGGACAUAACCGUUAAGAGCAUGGCCUAUUAUACUUUGAAAGCCAGUGCAAUUUAUGCCAAAGGUAAACCCGAUGAAGUUCCAAUUUUCCACACCUCCAUGGUACGACAUGUACCGCUGACCUACACCAAAACGGUGGGACUUUCCAUGGAUUUGAAAUUCUACGAACAUGCUGUAUUGGAGAAGAAUUUUCUUAUACCUGGGGUUCAGUUUACCGAGUCGCGAUCGGUAUUUAAUAAAAAAUGUUUCUUUUAGGUCUGGCUAAAACAAAUUAUUCCAGCUAUGAUUGGAGAUUUACUUCUCAGGCUGAGUGGUCGAAAACCCUUCAUGAUGUUCGUCCAACGUAAAGUGUAUCACGUGCUGAAAGUUUUCGAACCGUUUACUUUUAAUAUGUACUACAGUGAUGGUAUCACUUACUAUGAGGAAAUGCUUGAGGUCUUGAAGAAGUAA
This is a messenger RNA of Musca vetustissima, 1167 nucleotides long. RefSeq names its product putative fatty acyl-CoA reductase CG8306 (gene FarO). The transcript has 7 exons. Gene Ontology annotation, cellular component: peroxisome. Lineage: Eukaryota; Metazoa; Arthropoda; Insecta; Diptera; Muscidae. The record is from RefSeq and is a predicted model, not a curated record. Gene Ontology annotation, molecular function: alcohol-forming very long-chain fatty acyl-CoA reductase (NADP+) activity. Gene Ontology annotation, biological process: long-chain fatty-acyl-CoA metabolic process.